This is a messenger RNA of Durio zibethinus, 896 nucleotides long. Its product is annotated as large ribosomal subunit protein eL24. Gene Ontology annotation, molecular function: mRNA binding; structural constituent of ribosome. Gene Ontology annotation, cellular component: cytosolic large ribosomal subunit. Gene Ontology annotation, biological process: cytoplasmic translation. Lineage: Eukaryota; Viridiplantae; Streptophyta; Magnoliopsida; Malvales; Malvaceae. The record is from RefSeq and is a predicted model, not a curated record.
AAUUGAAGGGCCGCUCAAUCGCAACCUUUGCGAUAUACAUAACAACAUCUCUAGGGUUUACACAGCAAAGAACCAGAGCAACAGCAGCGCGCAGCAGCCAUGGUUCUCAAGACGGAGCUCUGCCGGUUUAGUGGUGCCAAGAUAUACCCAGGGAAAGGCAUCAGAUUUGUUCGCUCUGAUUCUCAGGUUUUCCUCUUUUCCAAUUCAAAAUGCAAGAGGUACUUCCACAACCGUUUGAAGCCAUCGAAACUUACAUGGACAGCCAUGUAUAGGAAGCAACAUAAAAAGGACAUUGCCCAAGAGGCUGUGAAGAAAAGGAGACGUGCCACCAAGAAGCCUUACUCCAGAUCCAUUGUUGGUGCUACCUUAGAGGUUAUCCAGAAGAAGAGGAGUGAGAAACCAGAAGUUCGUGAUGCCGCCAGGGAAGCUGCUCUCCGGAAUAUUUUGUUCAUCUAUUGUGCAGAGAAAUCAAGGAAAGGAUCAAGAAAACUAAGGAUGAAAAGAAGGCAAAGAAAGCAGAAGUAACGGCAAAGCAGCAGAAGACACAGGGCAAGGGUAACAUUCCAAAGGGUUCUGCACCAAAAGGUCCCAAGCUUGGUGGUGGUGGUGGAAAGCGCUAAGUUGCUAGGUUAUUAUCUGCUUGUCCCUAACAAGAGAAAUAGGUAGUAUAUUCAUUUUGAAAGCAUUGUAUGGACUGAAUGGCCCUGUUGGUCAUGUUGUUUUUGCUUUUAUGCUUAUGCUAUACCAUGAGCACAAUGUUGAAGUUGAGUGAUCAAGUAAUUUUAUGUAUUUUGACAUUUGUUUUUCAACCUCAUACUAUGAAAUAGACCGAGUGAAGAAUGUCAUUUGUUUUUCAAUUUUGAAGUUGAGUGAUCAACUAAUUUUAUGGAUUUUGA